Molecule: messenger RNA, 303 nt
Organism: Sporothrix schenckii 1099-18
Lineage: Eukaryota; Fungi; Ascomycota; Sordariomycetes; Ophiostomatales; Ophiostomataceae
Exons: 2
Coding region: 1-303 (100 amino acids)
Source: RefSeq, a predicted model, not a curated record
AUGAAAUUGGGCAGGGGAGUUCUCAAUGGCCCGUUGCAUACGACGAUAAACGUUGCAGAGUACAGUCUGGCGACGUCGCGUGUCGAAUGGAGACUUGUGAUCGAAGUAAACAAGAGCAUCCUAGGCUAUCGGAGAAAUCAUCCGGUGACAAAAGUAGUAGCAGCUGCUCCGACCGGAAGCGGACAUCAGCUCCGGGCAAAGGACGUGCCGAUCCUAACAGAGGUCCUUCCGGGCCAUGAAACGCCACACUUCCGUGCGGACCGCAUCAUGAACGAUGAAUGGGGCUCCAAGGACCACACGUGA